UGGUCCCCUCCCCCUCUCCGCCGCCGGCUCCAGAUCUGAUUCCUGAUCCCCGAUUGCUGGGUCCUGGGUCCCCGCCAUGGGAGCCUGAGCGCCCUGCCGUCCCCCCCCCCGGCCCCCUUCCCCCGGGGCCUCGAGGGGGAAAACAGGCGAGUGGUCUGGGACCGAGCCGGGGUGAGCGACCUCAGGAGCCCCCCUCGUCCACCCCCCGUCGCCCGCGCUGCCGGUUCUGGAGCGCGGAGUUCGGAACGACCCGGUGCGCUGCGGAUACAAAGGCGCGGAGCGGAGCGGGGCGUGCGCCCAGUCCACCCGGCUGUUCGCAGCGGCGGGGAGCUGUCGCUUGAAUUUCUCUGAGAUAAGCCCACUCGUCCAGCAAAAUAGAGUCCCUCAGGGUGACGGUUGACUUCCUAAAGGUGCCUCUUGGCCUGAAGAAGCCUGUGCUGAAGGAGGUGGCUGUGGGGCCCCCCAAGAGGCCCCAGCCCGCGGCCCUGGAGCGCUACAAGGCACGGCGUUCAGACGCCAUGGACACCGAGUCCCAGUACUCGGGCUAUUCCUACAAGUCGGGCCACUCCCGCAGCUCCCGGAAGCACAGGGACCGCCGGGACCGACACCGCUCUAAGAGCCGGGAUGGGAGUCGAGGAGAUAAAUCAGUGACGAUCCAGGCUCCGGGAGAGCCCCUGCUGGACAAUGAGUCCACGAGGGGGGAUGAGCGGGAUGACAACUGGGGAGAAACAACAACGGUGGUCACUGGCACUUCUGAGCACAGUAUCUCCCAUGAUGACCUCACGCGCAUCGCCAAGGACAUGGAGGACAGUGUCCCCUUGGAUUGUUCCCGCCACCUGGGCGUGGCGGCAGGGGCCAUUCUGGCAUUGCUCUCGUUCCUCACCCCGCUGGCUUUCCUGCUGCUGCCCCCAUUGCUGUGGCGGGAGGAGCUGGAGCCGUGUGGGACCGCCUGUGAGGGCCUCUUCAUCUCCGUGGCCUUCAAGCUGCUCAUCCUGCUGUUGGGCAGCUGGGCUCUGUUCUUCCGCCGGCCCAAGGCCUCACUGCCCCGAGUCUUCGUGUUACGAGCUCUGCUCAUGGUGCUUGUCUUCCUGCUCGUUAUCUCCUACUGGCUCUUCUACGGCGUGCGCAUCUUGGACGCCCGGGAGCGCAGCUACCAGGGCGUGGUUCAGUUUGCUGUUUCGCUAGUGGAUGCCUUACUCUUCGUGCACUAUCUGGCCGUAGUUCUGCUGGAGCUGCGUCAGCUCCAGCCCCAGUUCACGCUCAAGGUCGUGCGAUCCACUGAUGGGGCCAGCCGCUUCUACAAUGUCGGCCAUCUCAGCAUCCAGCGAGUGGCAGUGUGGAUCCUGGAGAAGUAUUACCAUGACUUCCCUGUCUACAACCCCGCCCUCCUCAACCUGCCCAAGUCCGUCCUGGCCAAGAAAGUGUCUGGCUUCAAGGUGUACUCUCUCGGAGAGGAAAACAGCACCAAUAACUCCACGGGCCAGUCAAGGGCCGUGAUCGCGGCUGCGGCACGGAGGCGCGACAACAGCCACAAUGAGUACUACUACGAGGAAGCCGAGCACGAGCGCAGAGUGCGCAAGCGCAGGGCCAGGCUCGUGGUGGCUGUGGAGGAGGCCUUCACGCACAUUAAGCGGCUGCAGGAGGAGGAGCAGAAGAACCCCAGGGAGGUGAUGGACCCCCGGGAAGCAGCCCAAGCCAUCUUUGCAUCCAUGGCCCGUGCCAUGCAGAAGUACCUUCGCACUACGAAACAGCAGCCUUACCACACCAUGGAGAGCAUCCUUCAGCACCUGGAAUUCUGCAUCACCCACGACAUGACGCCCAAGGCCUUCCUGGAGCGAUAUUUGGCCGCUGGACCCACCAUCCAGUACCACAAGGAACGUUGGCUGGCCAAACAGUGGACCUUGGUGAGCGAAGAGCCAGUGACCAAUGGGCUUAAGGAUGGCAUUGUGUUCCUCUUAAAGCGCCAGGACUUCAGCUUGGUAGUGAGCACCAAGAAGGUGCCCUUCUUCAAACUCUCCGAGGAAUUUGUGGAUCCCAAGUCACAUAAGUUCGUCAUGCGGCUGCAAUCGGAGACCUCUGUGUGACUUGUGCAGCAGCCAGGGGAGGAGGGGUGUGGGAGUUCCUGCAGAGUGGGAGGGGCUUGGUUCUCUGGCCCUGACACAUUUCUGCCGUCCUACUUCCUCUUGCUCUUAUUUGUUUUUGGUUUGGUUUUGUUUUGUUCUUGGUUGUUUUUUUUU
Messenger RNA from Mastomys coucha (southern multimammate mouse), 2237 nucleotides. It is a transcript of the gene Vangl2, whose product is annotated as VANGL planar cell polarity protein 2. Gene Ontology annotation, biological process: multicellular organism development; Wnt signaling pathway, planar cell polarity pathway; establishment of planar polarity. The transcript has 8 exons. NCBI's taxonomy places the organism in Eukaryota, Metazoa, Chordata, Mammalia, Rodentia, Muridae. Gene Ontology annotation, cellular component: plasma membrane. The record is from RefSeq and is a predicted model, not a curated record. Bases 519 to 2084 code for a protein of 521 amino acids.